UUUUCCUUACCUUCAACUCAACAAAUGCAAAUUUAGCUGCCCGUGGGGGUUGGUGAGGUCGAAGACUGGAAAGAUGGGUAGAAUGACAGAAACCGCACCGCCACCACAAUCUCACCAUCCCAUCCCAAUCACCAGCAACAAUUACAUAAUCCUCCCUUCUUACUAUCCUCCUCCUUACUUUUCCCGCUCUCGCGCCAUCUGUCGUCGUGUCCGCUCCUUCUCUUUAUCCAUUCUCCUUCCCAUCUCUCUCCUCGCGCUCGCUCUCUUCUUCUUCUGGCCUUCCCAACCAGACCUUCAUCUCUCCCGCCUCCGCCUUGAACACAUCUCCUUCUCCACCCACAAAUCUUCCUCCUCAAUCCUCCCUUCCCUUUCCAUCGACGUCUCACUCGAUCUCACUGUCAAGGUCCGUAACAAGGACUUCCUCUCACUCGAUUACGGCUCGAUCCUCGUCUCCAUCGGCUACCGCGGUCGCCAGCUCGGCUACGUCACGUCUGCCGGGGGCCACAUCCGUGCCAGGGGUUCCUCCUACGUCAAUGCCACACUCCAGCUUGAUGGCGUUGAGAUCCUCCACGACGUUCUCUACCUGAUCGAGGAUAUGGCGAGAGGGUCGAUCCCGUUUGAUACGGUGACUGAGAUCCAGGGUCAGCUUGGACUUCUUUUCUUUGACUUCCCGAUCCAGACAAAAGUGAGUUGUGAGGUAUACGUGAACACGGACAACCAGACUAUCGUUCGUCAAGAUUGCUACCCGGAGUGAUGGUUAUCUCACAGGCUGUGGACAUGGGUUGAUCACACGUCACAGUGGCGUCCCUACAAAGUAAAGUUCAUAUGCCUUACCCCGUUUAUUCUGUGUGGAGUGAAAUUGCAUGGGUGGAUGACUGGAUGCCCUUGUAACAUAAUAUUGUGAUGAACAUGCCAACUCAUUAUGUAAUCUUAUGGUGCUUCAAAAUUUAUAAUGAAAUUGGUAUAAGAGUCAUUGUGGAGCC
Magnolia sinica is the source of this 983-nucleotide messenger RNA. RefSeq lists its product as uncharacterized. The coding region runs from base 74 to 754 and encodes 226 amino acids. The record is from RefSeq and is a predicted model, not a curated record. The transcript is spliced from 3 exons. NCBI's taxonomy places the organism in Eukaryota, Viridiplantae, Streptophyta, Magnoliopsida, Magnoliales, Magnoliaceae. Gene Ontology annotation, cellular component: plasma membrane.